This is a messenger RNA of Varanus komodoensis (Komodo dragon), 705 nucleotides long. RefSeq names its product thymosin beta 15B (gene TMSB15B). The transcript is spliced from 3 exons. Bases 112 to 249 code for a protein of 45 amino acids. Gene Ontology annotation, biological process: regulation of cell migration; actin filament organization. Gene Ontology annotation, molecular function: actin monomer binding. The record is from RefSeq and is a predicted model, not a curated record. Gene Ontology annotation, cellular component: cytoplasm. NCBI's taxonomy places the organism in Eukaryota, Metazoa, Chordata, Lepidosauria, Squamata, Varanidae.
GGAUAUAAAAGGUUCCCCAGACAGCCUGGCUUCAGAGCGCGCCACUCGAAGGGUCCGAAGUUGGGAACGCUUUGCAGUCCGCGUUGGAUCGCUCGUCUUCCGGGGGCCAAGAUGUGUGACAAACCAGAUCUGUCUGAAGUGGAGAAGUUCGAUAAGAAGAAGCUGAAGAAGACCAACACGGAAGAGAAGAACACGCUUCCUUCCAAGGAGACCAUCGAACAGGAGAAAGAGUCUGUGAAGUCCUCAUAGAGAUGGCCCCUUCGCACGAAGCGCCAGCUCGCUUCCUUUUUUGUCUUUCUGUUCUUGAAUUAACUGGGUUUUUUUUAAUGCCAUGUAUUGAACAAUCGGCAGCCUUGCAUUGCAGUCAUAAUCUUUUCACUACUUGAGUCCCUCCGGCAUCUGGCCAGGGCAGCCCUCCUUUGGUUCGGCUGCCUCCUUUGAUGAUAACCGCCAAUGCCUGACGUGAAGUGGGAAGAGCAAAUGAUACAGAAAUGGGGUUCCAAGGACCUGUUCCCUCUCCCACCACCCACGAAGCCGAAGCCAACCCCUUUCCCUCUUUCCCUCCCCCUCCCCGCCAGAUGGGGCAAUUCUAGUAUUUGAGGCCCAUCCGAUCCAUCUGCUUAUAAUCGGUUCUGCAGCUGUACUUAAUUUGUUUUCCUAUGAAUGAAAUGGAGACAAACUAUUAAACUUGAAAAAUGAUUUCUA